Molecule: messenger RNA, 3470 nt
Organism: Lynx canadensis (Canada lynx)
Lineage: Eukaryota; Metazoa; Chordata; Mammalia; Carnivora; Felidae
Gene: ENSA
Product: endosulfine alpha
Exons: 4
Coding region: 142-507 (121 amino acids)
Cellular component (GO): cytoplasm
Molecular function (GO): protein phosphatase inhibitor activity
Source: RefSeq, a predicted model, not a curated record
CAGGCAGGGGCCGCCAUUUUGACUGAGCAACCCUAGUGACAGGAGCCGAAGAAGCAGCGCAGGUUGUCCCCGUUUCCCCUCCCCCUUCCCUUCUCCGGUUGACUUCCCGGGCCCCCUACACUUCACAGUCCUGGUCCCGCCAUGUCCCAGAAACAAGAAGAGGAGAACCCUGCGGAGGAGACCGGCGAGGAGAAGCAGGACACACAGGAGAAAGAAGGUAUUCUCCCUGAGAGAGCUGAGGAGGCAAAGCUAAAGGCCAAAUAUCCAAGCCUAGGACAAAAGCCUGGAGGCUCCGACUUCCUCAUGAAGAGACUCCAGAAAGGGCAAAAGUACUUUGACUCAGGAGACUACAACAUGGCCAAAGCCAAGAUGAAGAACAAGCAGCUGCCAAGUGCAGGACCGGACAAGAAUCUGGUGACUGGUGACCACAUCCCCACCCCACAGGACCUGCCCCAGAGAAAGUCCUCACUCGUCACCAGCAAGCUUGCGGGUGGCCAAGUUGAAUGAUGCUGCCCGGGGCUCCGCCAGAUCCUGAGACGCUGCCCUCCUGGGUCCUGUGCUGGCUCCUGCCCCUCCCUGCUUUGGCAGCCAGGGGUCAGGAGGUGGCUCGGGUGCGGGCUGGAGAGGCAGAAGCCCCUGCCCGUCGGUGUCCCAGCGCAUGGAGCCCCUUGGGCUGAGCACCAAGACCCUGAACCUUUUUUGUUUUACCUUUUUUCCAAAUAAUUGUUGGGAGAAAUCUCAGUGAAAUCCUGGGGGGUGGGGGGUGGGGUGGGGGGGUUGGUGUUUGAGAGGGUGGGAUGGGAAAUUUGUGGGGGAUAUGAAAUAGGACUUGGAGUUGAUAAAAACAUUCCUGACUAUCUUCCUUCCCAACCAUGUGGCUGGUGUGGGAUGGGUGUAAGGGGGAGGAGUGGAGCAGAUUCCAGAUGAAGAGUUCUGAUUCAGCUCUGUAGAAAAAUGCCUUGUUUGCUUGGAUGUGGCUGGGGACCUGGGGUCAGAUAAAAGAAACUGUCCAUCUAAAGAUGACAGAAGCAAACAACCCCUCUGGUCCCGCAGAGCAAGCUGAGAACCCAAUGUUAAUUGUUCAUUUUAAAAAGUGCUGUCCUUGAAAUAGAUUUGCUGUGGGGAAAAGGGCAGUGAGUGUGGGGAAAGGGGCCAUGAGCGUGGGGAGCCCCACAGAGCCCAGGGGACUUUUUGAGUAUUUGAAAUAAAAAAAAAAAAAGAAGAUGACCCACAAAAAAACACAACCCAGAAAUAUUCUGAAGCAGUUGGUGUGUUUUAUUGGGGUUUGGGGAAAGGGAAGAAAAUGAAACUGAAGACAGCAUUCAGGGGAGAAGCUGGUAUGGGGCCCUGAGUUUUAAGGAACAGGGGCCCUUAAUACAGGAUGUGACUGGGCUUGCCGCUUCCGUCACUCAGGGAGAGGGAACAGGGAUAUUGGUGUAUAGAUCAGGGCUUUUCUGGACUCCUGUCCAUCCCUUUUGUUUGUGUAGCUAGUGUAGAAGAUGUGUCAACGUCGGGUUUUGGUUCACAAAAUAAGGAAUCUGAUCUAGUUUAUUAACACCUAGAGCUUAGUAUAGGCUAAGCAAAAAAGGAAGCCCACUCUUCUUUUCCCUUUUAGUCUUCCAUUCCUUCAUAAGUUCUUAAGUCUGUGAAGGAGAAAUGUGACCUCUGGUCAUAAGCCAAAAGCUCAACCUUUCUGUUUGUGGCCAGCAGGAGGCAGAGUGACUUACUUCCUCACCAUUGUCACAAGUAUCACUGGAAUCCUGCCGCUGCAAGAAGUUAAAAAUUGCCUGUGAAUGUAACCUAGAAAAGAAACAUUACCAAAGGAGAAACAAACUCACCUGUCUCUCCGAGACACACACCAACAUUCACAUACAGUAGAUGAAAUCUACUUACGCAUUUUGCCCAACUUUGAGUAGGAGAGUUUACUGUGAUAUUUUCCCAAGUGUGAUUGGCUUCUCAAAUGAGUAUGCAUCAAGGAAGAUAAAGUCCAGGAGACAUAGAUAUUCCAGCGAACUCUCCAUCUUCUUGAAGGUGACGGGUAAUUUUAAACUAGACUAGGAACGUGAUUGUCAGUAUCUAACUCAUUCUUUCUCUUUAAUCAGAAGUUUUCCAAAUACGUUUUCAGUUCCUCAGGAUGUUACGGACUUGCUGUCUUCUGCUUUAGCCAGGAGAUGGUGAUGCCUCUUAGCCAUCAGCCUUUCUGAACCGCAUGCUAGACACUGAGCCAGCCAGGUGGUAUGGAGGUACAUUAAAGACAUUCCCUACCAUUGUGGGGUUUAUUGUCUUUGUGAAAGAAGACAUCUGCAAAAGUUCACAUACUUGAAACUUACAAACUCAAAGCUAGGAGCUGUACACACACAGAUAGAAUGUUUACUGUAGUGUGGGGUUAGUCUUCUCAUCUUUAUUCCCCUUCAGCCAAUCCCAUGACUUCUUUUUGAGCAUGACUUCCCUAGUGUAUGUUUGCCAGGUGCAUACACCUGGGGAGUGAGAUCAGUGAGGCUGAAUGUGGGAUCAUUUGGUGCAGGUUCGUUUUAAUACAGAUAAAGUUGAAGUGUAGAAAUUAUUUAGGAGGUGGCAAAGUUAGGUUGCUGAAGAGAUCGAGAUAGUCUCUCGGCUUAUAUAUAUGACUUUUCCAAUAUUCCUGGCUUCCCUGGUCCUUAGUUCUAAGCUGUAGCCUUGAGGGAUCCUGAGGGGCUGAGAAAGGACUGUGGCUAUCUCUAUUUUAGUGUAGCACCUUGCCAUUCCUUCUCCCUCACCCCCAUACUACAGGGCCAGGCAAGCAGGACAGAUUGCUCUGCAGUGCCUCAAGUAGCUAUUCCUGCCCACAUCCCAAAGAGUGUGGUAAGGGUUCUUCCACUCCUCCAACAUAAUUGAGUGAUGAUUGUACUAACAGUCGUCUUGACCAUCUGAUACACAGGGUGGCAGGGAUGAAGUCACCAUUAUUAUUGUCCAGCAGCAUUUAUUUUAAGCUAAUGUGGCCCGGGCAUGGAAAAUGCAGGCAAAAUAAAAAAAACUUGGAGCCUUUCCAUUGAGAAUAUCUGCAGUGAGCCAGCAGUACUCACACGAGCAAUCCUCGGGUGUAUAGUGCCCUCUACCGGGCCUUGACGGGGGUUAACUAGGAAAGGGAAGCUAGGACUUGACAGAGGCAUACAAAUAAAUGCAAAUUCUAAGCAGAAUUCUAAGGGAAGGAGAAUCAGGAGAAGGGUUGUUAGCUAACUUUUCUUAAGAGACUGGGGACUUACUAAUGAGGUGAGGCCUCCCGUGCUUGGGCAAGAAUAUUUUCAUUCACCGGUAACUGCUGAACACCCACUUUGCAGUUAGAAAUAUUAGCUGUUGUUGGGCAGAUAGACCAUGUAAGAGAUGGUGUCUGCCCUGGAGGCACUUGAAGCCUCAUUGAGACGAUGCUUCUACAUAUAAUGCAAGGCAGCAUAUCAUCAGUCCAUCUGUAGUAAAAGAAUCCCAAGAAGGGA